Sycon ciliatum is the source of this 2294-nucleotide messenger RNA. RefSeq lists its product as uncharacterized. The transcript has a single exon. NCBI's taxonomy places the organism in Eukaryota, Metazoa, Porifera, Calcarea, Leucosolenida, Sycettidae. The record is from RefSeq and is a predicted model, not a curated record. Gene Ontology annotation, molecular function: RNA helicase activity; nucleic acid binding; ATP binding. Bases 94 to 1722 code for a protein of 542 amino acids.
AUCUAAAUAAUGUUUUUUGAAAUUAUUUUCACAGCGAAGGAAGUUCUGAACAUGUUGUUUCUAGUGUAAUCGCCUCGUUUUGUUAUCCUCGCCAUGGCUUUAUCUCUCAUUCCGAGGAGAGCCUUCUCUCUUGCUCUUAGCAGAAGUUUAUCGACUUCUGGGCAGCGCUUUCAGAUACCGCAACCAUCGGACAAUGCAGGCUCUGAAUUCAAUCAAGGAUCUUUUGAUGAAUUGCCGUUGGCUGGCCGUGUGAAGUCCCGUCUGAAGGAGCUUGGAUUUGCAUCUAUGUUUGAGAUCCAAGCGAGAACGAUCCCAAUGUCCCUAGCUGGUAAAGACGUGCUUGGACGCGCAGCUACAGGCAGUGGGAAAACUCUGUGUUUUGCUGUGCCCAUUGUUCACUCUCUUUCGGAAACACCUUCAACUGGACGUGCACGUGCAUUGGCCAUUCUACCAACAAGAGAACUCUGUAUCCAAGUUGCACAAGCGGUUGAAAAUUUGGCUCCACACUUGAGGGUUUCCCGUUGCUAUGGAGGUGAUAGCCGGUAUCGUCAGUUAACAGGCCUGCGCAAUGUUGAUUUUGUCGUCGGAACACCUGGGCGACUAAAUGACUUCAACGAGGCAGGCGAGUUGCCACUGAAUGAUGUUCAGUUUCUUGUCUUGGAUGAGGCCGAUGAGUUGCUCACUCCUAACUUCUUGAUGCAGAUUGAGCGUAUGUUGGCACAGCUGCCCCAGUCCAAGCAAGCCAUGAUGUUUAGUGCCACUAUGCCCCGUGCUGCACACAGCGUGGCCACACGCUUCAUGAAUAAUCCUGAAUUUGUGGACUUGACCUCGGACAUGAAGCGCGUCCCAUCCACUGUAAAGCACCUCGUCAUGCCGUGUGACGAAGGCCGGGAGGUCGCGUGCAUAAUGAGUCUUCUGGAAGAACACAACCCGAAGCGGGGCUUGAUAUUUGUGCCGAGCAAGCGCUCUGCGCAGAACCUUGGUGAUUACCUAGCUCGCUGUGGUAUCUCUUGCUGCAGCUUGCACGGAGACAAGAGCCAAGACCAGCGCACCCGGGUGUUCCGUGACUUCAAGAACGGUCGCUUUGAAGUACUGGUGUCUACCGAUGUAGCUGCAAGAGGACUGGAUGUGCCUGAUCUGGAGCUGGUGAUCCAGUGCGGUGCUCCGCCGAGUGGUGUUGAGUUUUACAUUCACCGCUCCGGUCGCACUGGCCGUGGAGGCCGUGAGGGUGUCAGCGUUCUCCUUUGCUACAGCCAGGACCGUACUUUCAUGAUGGAUUUGAGGAAAGAAGUUGAAGUGGAGUUAACUGAGGCUCCUCACUACAACCAGCAGCAUGACCAGUCCAAGCCAUGGGAAGGAAUUGUUCAUGGCCUUGGUCUUGGCCCAGGCGCUUCUGGAGGUGGACCUCGUGGUGGUAAGGGACGGUAUGGCGGCAGCGGCGGUGGCGGUGGUGGUAGAUUUGGAGGAGAUCCUGGUGCGUUUGGUGGAAACCGGUUCGGCCGUGGCGGUGGUGGCAAGUUUGGCGAUAAUUCUAAUCUUUCUGGUGGGUUUGGAAGUCGCGGUGGCGGUGGCGGCCGUGGUUUCAGUGGCAGUGGCGGAUUUGGCAGUGGUGGAGGCCAAAAUUCUGGGUUCGGGUACGGUGGAAAUCGUGGCGGCGGUGGUGGUGGUGGAAGUCGCGGCGGUGGUGGUUUCGGCGGCCAUGACGGAUUCGGAAAGUGGUAAUUUUCGGCCCUCUGCUUGCAACUGACAUGUAUAUAGCACAAUGUAGCAUACUGUAAAUACAAAUAACAAUAAUAUUUCAUAUACUGAACUACAGUGUAGUAUUAUGCUAUCGAUACUACCGCAUUGAACUGCAAUAUUGGCCUUCAUGAAACACACACCUUUGGGGACGACAAGGUCAUUUUUUGUACAAUAGACUGCGUGUCAUGAUAACAACAACAUCCCUUGUAUUUACGUCUGCUUAGGUUCAGGCGGCGGUUUCUAUUAUUAACUUCCUACCCGGUUGUGAGUCAGUACAAGGGUGCAUUGCAUGAAGACUGAAGAGGCUCUUGUACGAUGCACUAUUCAAAUGUGCUUUAAGUUUUGCUUUUCUUGCUUAAAUUAUUGUCGCCAAGACCACCAUUGCCAUUUGCCAAUUAGGCUUGUGGGAAGUGUGAGCCUGUGCAGUCCAAUCCAUUCCAGGCAGCCGGUUUUUCGUCGUGUGAUAUUCCCGACAAAUAUGUUGCUUGUUUGUUGCUGGCAUUAGCUCUUUAGAAGAUGUGCCAGGCUCCAAAGCAAGAGUCUAUUGAAUUCUC